AUGCGAUUCGCUUCUACUUUCUCUCUUCUCGCUGCCGUCGCUGCUGUGACCGUCAACGCUGCCCCCGCUGCCGAGUCGUCUGCCUCUCUCUCCCUCUCCUCCAUCUCCGGUUCCCCCUCGGGCGCUCCCUCGGGCGCUGCUUCCGGUGCUCCCUCCGGCGGUGACUUCUCUGGCUCCUCUGGCAACUUUACCGGCGGCGGCGGCCCCAUCGACAACUCUACCGCCUCCAGCUUCCCCGGCGGUAACUCUGGCGCCACUCCUUCUGGCGGUUUCUCUGGCGCCGCUCCCUCCGGCGGUAACUUUGGCGCCGCUCCUUCUGGCGGCAACUUUACCGCUCCCUCAGGGGGCAACUUCACCGGUGGUCCCGGCGGUGGCAACUCUACCGACUUCCCUGCUCCUCCCCAGAACGGCACCGCUCCCUCCGGUGCUUCCGGUUCUGCUUCGGAACUCCCCACCGAAGGUUCUAACCUCCUCCUCUCCUCUGCUGACAAGGAGUUUGCCGCCACUGCCACCGCCGCUUCCUCGGCCGUAUCUUCCGCCUCUGCUGCUUGA
This is a messenger RNA of Cryptococcus amylolentus CBS 6039, 552 nucleotides long. RefSeq lists its product as hypothetical. Bases 1 to 552 code for a protein of 183 amino acids. The record is from RefSeq and is a predicted model, not a curated record. NCBI's taxonomy places the organism in Eukaryota, Fungi, Basidiomycota, Tremellomycetes, Tremellales, Cryptococcaceae. The transcript has 2 exons.